Punctularia strigosozonata HHB-11173 SS5 is the source of this 1582-nucleotide messenger RNA. RefSeq lists its product as uncharacterized. Lineage: Eukaryota; Fungi; Basidiomycota; Agaricomycetes; Corticiales; Punctulariaceae. The record is from RefSeq and is a predicted model, not a curated record. The transcript has 6 exons. The coding region runs from base 82 to 1479 and encodes 465 amino acids.
UUGCCACCACAGCGCCUUGCUGGACCUGCAGGCAUCCCGUACAAGCACGGGCUCUCAUCGAGACUGGUACACUGGUUGACCAUGUCUGAGUACGGCAUUAUCCCCGUCGGGUCGUUCGACUCCUCUGGCGCCGAAAAGCAUACGAUUCUCGUCACUGGCUGGGUCCUGGAUGCCCGCCUCGAUCCAUCAAAACUCGAAGCAGCUUGGAGAGACCUCAGCAUUGCUUGGCCGAUUCUUUCUGCGCGUAUCAGGAAGGACAGCAAGGACAAUUGGUUUUUUCACAUCCCAACCUCUGAAACGCCGGACUACGACUUUCGCGUCGUCCAUAAGUCAGAACCCAUCCGCACGUCCUACACCUACUCCCAGCCUGCGCCACAUAUCCGACUUGUCGUCAAGGAGAACCCCGAUGACCUGUACUCGUCGCCAGACCCUUGGCGGCGGAAGCUCCCGGAGCUCAUGAAGGUCGAUAAGCCGAUUUCGCAACUCUCCUUAACGCUCUAUCCGGACGCGUCGGUUCUCGGACUGAGCGUCCCGCACGUUCUUUGCGACGGGAUGGGCGUUGCGGAGAUCAUGCGCGCCCUCACAACGGUCCUACGCGGGGAACCGGCACCGCCGAUUGCUCCGCCCGACUGCGACCCGUUCGCUAAGUACAGGCCGGAGGAGGACCCAAAGCAGGAUCAAGGGAUCGCAAAAGCAAAGCAGGGUAACGUCGGCGUCAUCCCGGAUGGCUGGCGUGUCUUCAGUGCCCUCCAAAUGGCGGUGUUCGUGUUCUGUACGGUCUGGGAUAUGAUCAGCCGGCGCGAAGACGAGAACCGCGAAAUGUACAUCCCGCCACAGGAGGUUCAGCGAUUGAAGACGGAGGCGAUGGAGGAUAUCAAGCGAGAGGGAGUCGAGGGAGAAUACAUCAGCACCAGUGACGCCGUACUGGCUUUCAUGCUCAAGUGCAUAUAUACUCCACGCUUUGCGUCUUCGAAGCACUCGCACUCGCUGUUUUACUCCGCGAACAUGCGCAAUCACCUUCAGGCCGCAUUCCCGGAGGAUGGUGCCUACAUCCGCAACGCCGCCCGUGGCGCGCUCUUCACAAUGCCCGUCGCAAGCAUACCUACCGAGAGCCUCGGGGCGCUGGCCCUGAAGUUCCGUCGGGGUUUGCUCGCGCAGACGACGCCUGCCUACACCGAAUCUUUCCUCCGGUUUCGCAUGCGGGCACAUGCCGAAGGCACGACGCCCGUCUUCUUCGCGGAUCCGCGAUCGUACUGGAACGUGGUCACGAACUGGCGCACCCAGCGCCUCAUGUUCGUCGACCUGUCCCCGGCUGCCGAGAACGCUGGUGCCAAGGUGUCGGUGUUGUACGUGUGGGGCACAGGAUACCAGCCGUUCCCGAUGCGCAACGACCCGGCCGGGGGGCUGUGGGUGGGCGGCUUCUUCCCCCGCGCGGUGUGGGAGGAUAGGGAAGGGUUCGGGAAGUACCUUGAGAAGUAAAAGCACAGGCCGGGUACUCGGUUGUUCUUAGAAUAUGAUCCUGGUAUUCGCGAAGUUUCAUUACGAUCUUGAGUGUGCUGUGUAUGGCAGCGGUGGAUUUCAC